Molecule: messenger RNA, 519 nt
Organism: Melampsora larici-populina 98AG31
Lineage: Eukaryota; Fungi; Basidiomycota; Pucciniomycetes; Pucciniales; Melampsoraceae
Exons: 3
Coding region: 1-519 (172 amino acids)
Source: RefSeq, a predicted model, not a curated record
AUGUGUAAGAAGACGGUACAAGUUGCCCCCGACUCACUGGGUAACCUCAAGAUCCAUCGGGACGGAUACGUCUCCUCCACUGUGAAAGGUGGUUUAGAGGAGCUAGGAAGGGCAGCUCCUUCACGGGCUCAGGAACGUGAGGAGCAACUUGGAAUAUUCCCCUUCUCUGGAACCCUUCCGGUCAUUGACGAAGAAGAUGAAGACCUAGCGGAUAACACCCCAUUGACUGCAAUCCUCAUCGACCUGCCGGAUUCAGAGAACAAUGACAAUGCACCUGAAGAAGCUGAGACUGACCAUGACUCCGAAUAUGGAGAAUUUCUAGAUGCUUCUCCAGAAUACGACGAAGACAACGAAAACCAGAAAGACAAUCCGGACCCUACCACCGAGAUCUCACUUGAAAACUCGAGCAGCAAUAAGUACCACACAACUGGUUCCCGAAAGAAAGCCAAUCGAUCAAACAGCUUGAUCAAUAAACUUGGAGGCGUCACUUCUCAAGAACGGCAAAGAGUAUGGGCUUGA